CUAGCUGUUCAUGUGUUUGAGCAAGCUUCCAUUAAUCAUGACUAGCUUCACAUUUAUGUACAUAUAAAUAAAGCAAGCUCCUUUCAAGAAUAUCCACCAUUUUGUUUUCUAUAUUUUAGCAGCUGCCUUUCACUAUCCGACAUGGUUGAGACCUUAUGGAUAGAGCUUUCACUCACCAAGAGGAAAGAGAAAGAACCCAGCAGCUACAAAAUCAACAGCUCAAGCUUUGUCUGCCAUUCGUGAGGUUCAGAGGCUUCAACAACCACAACCCAUUUUCUAUUUUUGGGUUUUGGGCAUCAAAGUUUCUUCGAAACUUGCAUUGCAGAGCUCGAAUAUCUAAUUCCUGUUGCUUGGGAAGGCUUCAGUACAAUGGUAUGGUAGUGAAUAACUCUGCAUUUUGCGAAUCGCCUGGCUUUAUUAAAGAAGGAAAAGCUGCAAUGGAGGGUUUGGUUGAGAGAAAUGAAGGCAUUAUUGAAGGGAAAAGAGAAGACUUUGGUGAAUGUUUGGGUCAAGUUGGAACCUUUGGGGAUUUGAUUGAGGAGAAGGGUCGUGUAAGCAGUUCAAGUUCAGAAUUUUUGACAUCUGAGACGACGGGCCAUGAGGAACACAGUCACAGUAGCUCUGAUGAAGAGACAUCUUCGGCGCCCUCAUUGGGUUGGCCUAUUCAGAAAGCUGAGGCAUCAGAUUGCACCAGUCAGAACGGUAGUGAAGCAGCAGAGAGAACCCAUUUGGAUGAUAGGAACUUAGAGAAACAAGGGUCAACAAUAUCAGAGACUGAGUUGAUGAAGGAAAGGUUUUCAAAAUUGUUGCUUGGAGAAGAUAUGUCAGGUUGUGGAAACGGGGUUUGUACAGCAUUGGCUAUAUCAAAUGCCAUUACUAAUCUUUGUGCUACCUUAUUUGGGCAACUUUGGAGACUAGAACCUCUACCCCAAGAGAAGAAACUGAUGUGGCGAAGAGAGAUGGAAUGGCUUCUUUGUGUGAGUGAUCACAUUGUUGAGUUGAUACCUUCUUGGCAGACUUUUCCUGAUGGGAGCAAAUUGGAGGUCAUGACUUGCAGACCCCGCUCAGAUCUUUAUGUUAAUCUCCCUGCCCUUCGUAAAUUGGACAACAUGCUUCUUGAAAUAUUAGAUAGUUUUGUCAAUACAGAGUUCUGGUAUGUUGACCAAGGGAUUCUAGCCCCAGAUGCUGAUGGGUCAUCCUCUUUCCGAAGAGCCUUUCAGCGUCAAGAGGAAAAGUGGUGGCUACCUGUGCCACGAGUUCCUCCUGGUGGACUCCAUGAAAACACAAAAAAGCAACUGCAGCACAAACGCGAUUGCACGAGCCAAAUAUUAAAAGCUGCCAUGGCUAUUAAUAAUAUCACUUUAGCAGAUAUGGAAGUGCCGGAAUCAUAUCUGGAAGCUCUUCCAAAGAAUGGAAGAGCAAGCUUAGGGGAUCUUAUUUAUCGAUACAUUUCAUCAGAUCAAUUCUCUCCUGAAUGUCUGCUUGAUUGCCUUGAUUUGUCCUCUGAACAUCAAGCCAUAGAGAUUGCCAACAGAGUGGAGGCCUCAAUCUAUCUGUGGCGCAAAAAAGCAAAUUUAAAACCCACAAAUAAUGCAACCAGAUUUAGUUCGAGGUCAUCAUGGGAAAUGGUUAAGGAGCUGAUGGUUGAUGCAGAGAAAAAGGAGUUGCUUCCGGAAAGAGCAGAAAGUCUCUUAAUGUGCUUGAGGCAACGCUUCCCUGGUCUUCCACAGACAGCCCUCGAUAUGAGCAAGAUUCAGUACAAUAAGGAUGUUGGGAAAUCCAUCUUGGAGAGCUACUCACGGGUUUUGGAGAGCCUGGCAUUUAACAUUGUGGCACGUAUUGAUGAUCUGCUAUAUGUAGAUGACCUGACCCGCCAUUCUGAUCAGUUCUCAUCCAUCUCCAAAGUUAGUAUCAUUUCACACAAGAGCACUCCUAAUCCAUACACAGUGCCCAUCUCAAGCACUCCAUACAAAACAGCUUUCACCACACCAAGCUUUUCACCUGGACAGCUAGUUAGCCCUCUCAGGGGAGACAGAUCACCAUUCAUCACCAGUGGCAAGAUUCCUCAGCGUGGAUUGGGCGUAAAAAAAGUAUUGACUGAUUAUCUGAGUAUCGAUGCGAAAGGAAAGGACUACGGCGAUCCAAUCGAGAAACCAGAUUCUGUAUCGAACACAAUGCAAGAGACGCUGGGAUCUCAAAUGGGAAUGGAUUCUUACCAGUGUACAAAAGCAUCAACAAGCCCGGCAUCGCGGGAUUCAAUCACACAAGAAUGAAUCGAUAGGCCGGUUGCCCAUGAGUGUUCAGCUGCUUGAACUAGCUCCUUUGUGUUUGGUUUUUUUCUUAGACAUAGGAGGGCAUCAGAGAGUGGGGAAGGCUCAUUGUUCAUUAAGGCUGUUGACUCUUGUUAGAACAA
Molecule: messenger RNA, 2413 nt
Organism: Prunus mume (Japanese apricot)
Lineage: Eukaryota; Viridiplantae; Streptophyta; Magnoliopsida; Rosales; Rosaceae
Product: rop guanine nucleotide exchange factor 7
Molecular function (GO): guanyl-nucleotide exchange factor activity
Source: RefSeq, a predicted model, not a curated record